AUGGGUCACCAGCAGCUCUACUGGAGUCACCCUCGUAAAUUCGGCCAGGGGUCUCGGUCGUGCCGCAUCUGUUCGAACUGGCAUGGCCUGAUCCGCCAGUAUGGCCUGAACAUGUGCCACCAGUGCUUCUGGCAGUACGCAAAAGACAUCGGCUUCAUCAAGUUGGACUAAGUUAUAUUAACGGAUCUUGCUUACGCUGACCAUCAGUGACUAUAUACCAUUUUACUGGAUUCUGGAUGACUAUUUGAUCUACCCUCCUAAAGAUCUGAUUCUGUUGUACAUUCUAUGCUACCAUUUGCA
Molecule: messenger RNA, 300 nt
Organism: Trichosurus vulpecula (common brushtail)
Lineage: Eukaryota; Metazoa; Chordata; Mammalia; Diprotodontia; Phalangeridae
Product: 40S ribosomal protein S29-like
Exons: 1
Coding region: 1-171 (56 amino acids)
Biological process (GO): translation
Cellular component (GO): cytosolic small ribosomal subunit; ribosome
Molecular function (GO): zinc ion binding; structural constituent of ribosome
Source: RefSeq, a predicted model, not a curated record